This is a messenger RNA of Kuraishia capsulata CBS 1993, 606 nucleotides long. RefSeq lists its product as uncharacterized. The transcript is spliced from 2 exons. The coding region runs from base 1 to 606 and encodes 201 amino acids. Gene Ontology annotation, biological process: endoplasmic reticulum to Golgi vesicle-mediated transport; intracellular protein transport. Lineage: Eukaryota; Fungi; Ascomycota; Pichiomycetes; Pichiales; Pichiaceae. The record is from RefSeq and is a predicted model, not a curated record. Gene Ontology annotation, cellular component: endoplasmic reticulum membrane; endoplasmic reticulum.
AUGAGUCUUCAAAUGACCUUGAUUUUCCUGCUCCUGCUGGGCGAUAUGGUACUUUUAUCACUGUACGUCUUGCCCUUGCCCCACACCGUGCAGAAGAAACUGGUACUGGUUUUCAAUAAGUUGAGGCAAAGCCAACAUGCGAAGAUUGGGAUGAUUUUCACGAUGUCCGUGGUCGGCCUUUUGUUCAUCGAUGCUGCCAGGGUAGGACUUGGUGCUCCUGCUGAGCCAGAGCAACAUCACCACCAUAAGUGGUCUAUACCUGUUUCUGCCUCCUGGCCUCACAAAGCAAAGAUAUUCUAUGCCCAGAGAAAUUUGUAUAUCUCAGGUGCUGUGCUCUUUUUCUCGUUUGCCAUUCUGGUUGUUCAUUUCCAUGUUGAGGCCCUUACCGUAGCGAAGGAUUCGUUGUCAAAGGGCACCAAAGAGCCCGUCAAGACGGACAUCGGAUCCAUUGGACUUGAAGAGCUGAAGCAGCAAAUCAAGCAGAAGGACCUGGAUAUUUUGGCCUUGAAAAAACAGACCAAGAGCCUUGCGGAAGCGUACAAAAAGAUCAGCGACGAGCUCAACAACGACGACGACCUGGUGAUAGUGGACAAAAAGAAAGAUUAG